CGCCGGAGCAGUUCAACGGUUCAGUCCGGUUCAGUCCCUGUCUACCGUUCAGUUGCUUCGACAGCGUCGAGGUUAAACUACUAUGGCCGGGUUCGACGACCUUCCAGACAAGAUACUUCUGAAAAUAUUCUUCUACUUACGUAUCGAUCAGAUCAUUCUCUGUAUAAGAAAUGUCUGCACUCGGUGGAGGAAGGUUUCUGAAGACGAUGCGUUAUGGAAGGACUCGAUUUUCUGUCCAGAUGCAGACAUCCCAAAACAUUACAUAAUUUUUACGCUGGAGAAUGUUCCGGUAAUGAGAACAUUUCACUACUAUGGAACUUGCAAUGUCAUAGAAAAACUGUCUGAAUGCUGUAGGAGAGUCACAGAAUUAAUAAUUCCCCACAUAGAAUUACGUGCAGCCCUUCUUGAAGUAACUAUGGAACGUCUCACUGAGUUAAGAGUCCUUCAUAUUACAAUUAGCCCCACAGAAGAAGGACUUAAAAUAACUUCCUUUAUUGGUCAGUCCGAAACUCUAACUAGUUUAACUCUGCGCUCGUCUGGUGCAAGGACUGUAGCGGCAGGACUACUGAAACCUAUUGCAGACGGUUGUCCCAAUUUGAAUAUUCUGAAAUGUGAAGCCUUCAACUUACCUAACAGCGAAAUCUGUUACUUGCUGCAGCGGAAGAAGCAGCAACUUGAGGCAUAUGACCACUACGGUCUCCUGUCUCCAGAAUUUCUCGAGGCUCUAAAUGAAUGUACAAACUUGCAUGCAAUUUCCUUCCUCGACGUUGAUUUUGAUGGUCCAUUUAAGAACAUACCUCCCGUUACAAACUUCAGAAACUUGAGGACGUUCGAAAUGGCAGCCUGCAGACUCCCAAUGCUAAAGAUAAUUCCUCUAACUUUAUUCCUUGACACAUUAUCGCAUUUGACUCUCAUUGGUAUAACUUAUGCAAGCGCAAACAUUGACGAUCUGCUAAACAAGAUCAUAUUGAAGAGCCCUGUACUUGUGCAUCUCGAUUUGGAAGGAAAUUCAGAGCUUCGUUGCAGGGGGCUCAGGAAUAUAAGUACGUGUAAAAUGUUAAAGCACCUGGAUGUAUCGCACUGCCCUGCAUUGGGCGCGAAAGCUAUAAAAUACGUUGCCGAAGGAUGUCCGCAGUUACAACUCCUCGACGUGUCCGGCAUUCCAAUGUCAGGAAGCAUUUUCCGGCAAAUUCUGAGAUGCAGGAACCUCAAGGCUCUCUUCUUUAUUAGGUGUGAUUUAAGAGGGAUUAAUCUCAAGCUUGUCUCAACAUAUAUACCCGGUUUAUUGCAUCUAUGCAUUGGACCUGGGUUUCCAUUAUCAAAUGAAGCCCUACGUGAAAUAAAGCAACAAAUGCCACACUUGACUAUAAAUAUCGGUUCAGCUCUAUCUGACAAAUGUGAGGUUUAAGUAUAAAAAGUGACAGAAUUUCAUGUGUUUAGCAAUUGGAUGUUGCCAUUCAAGAUGUGGAAAUAGUUUUGUGCUUCGUAAAUGAAAUCCUUAACAGUGUACAAUUUGACUCAUUGACAUCAAUGAAUGCAUCAUGCCACGUAAUUCCCCUGCUUUCCAUCGCAAAUCGAGGUUUGUAUUAGGACUGACUUGCAAACAAGAACCAGACUUUAAUUCCUAGUCGUAAUAUUAGAAGAUAAGUAAAAGUUGGCCUUGAUUCAAUAUUAAAUGUCAGCUUAAUAUUUAGCUAAUUUUAUGCCUUGCACCGUGUAGAUUUCAACGAUUCAUCUGAACAAUGUACAUUUCA
Molecule: messenger RNA, 1754 nt
Organism: Cryptotermes secundus
Lineage: Eukaryota; Metazoa; Arthropoda; Insecta; Blattodea; Kalotermitidae
Exons: 2
Coding region: 83-1408 (441 amino acids)
Molecular function (GO): protein binding
Source: RefSeq, a predicted model, not a curated record